UCUAAUAACUUUCUUUUUCUUUGACUCCUCAGAGUGACCUAGCACGACAAGGACAUUUAGAGGAAGCUGCUUUCCAAUUGCAGCAGAUUUUCCGAAUUGAUAUUUCCAUUGCAUUCAACAUCCUUGGGAUUGAAAGCAUGAGAGCCGGCCACUACAAGGCAGCCUAUACCUGCUUCAAACUGGCCGCAGAUCGAGGCUACAGCAAAGCCCAGUUCAAUGUGGGUCUGUGUUACGAGCAUGGCAGAGGCACGGAAAAAGACCUGGAAAAGGCAGCUUUUUAUUACUACCUCGCAGCCAGCAACUGCCACGCCAUGGCACAGUACCGCUAUGCUAGAUGCCUCCUGUGCCACAGACCUGAAAAUGAAUGGGACAGUGUUCAGAAAGCCGUGACUUUUCUGGAGCAGGCAGCGAUGGCCGGGAUUACGGAGGCACAGGCUUAUCUUGGUGUGUUCUACCUGCGGGGUCCGAAGCCUAAGGAAAAGAGAGGUCUGAAGUACUUGUUGCUGGCAGCCAGCAACGGCGAUUCCCAAAGCAGGUACCACGUGGGCAUUUGCUACGAGAAGGGCCUCGGAGUGCAGCGGGACCUGGCCGAGGCGCUGAGGCACUAUCGACAGGCAGCUGCUGCGGGGAGCAGGGACGCUCAGCAGAGAGCACGAGCAGUGGAACAGGAGCUGGAAGGUACCACAGGCAGCGGGGGACAGGGCAUGUGGGCCAGCAUCGUGUGCCCAAAAGAAUAUGGAAAGAAAGCUUUCCUCGCCUUCUGGAUUAAGAAGAGCAUCUUCCUCUAG
Messenger RNA from Tinamus guttatus (white-throated tinamou), 788 nucleotides. Lineage: Eukaryota; Metazoa; Chordata; Aves; Tinamiformes; Tinamidae. The record is from RefSeq and is a predicted model, not a curated record.